This is a messenger RNA of Entamoeba dispar SAW760, 1284 nucleotides long. RefSeq lists its product as uncharacterized. The record is from RefSeq and is a predicted model, not a curated record. NCBI's taxonomy places the organism in Eukaryota, Evosea, Mastigamoebida, Endamoebidae. The transcript has a single exon. Bases 1 to 1284 code for a protein of 427 amino acids.
AUGAGUAAAUACUGUCCAGAAUGUCAAGGAAUAAUUGAUAAUGAAGGAAUUUGUACAAAUUGUGGAUUAGUAGUGUACGGACAUGAGACAUAUGUUAAUGACAUUAUUAAUAUAGAGGGAAGAGGAUUUAAUGGACAGCCACAAGAAAUAAUGAGCAAAGAAGAAAGAAAAGUAAAAAAAUUAGAAAGAUGUGUUGAACAAGUAAUUGAAAGAACUAAAAGUGAAAUAAAUAAAAAUGAUGUUUUAGGGUAUUUAAGAAGACUUGAAGAAAUAGGAUUACUUCACGGAGGAAGAAAAGGGGAAAUUAUUGUUGCGGCAGUAGUUUAUUUAUUAAGUAGAGAAUAUUCAAGUAAAAAAGAGAAUGGAAUAGUAAAUACAAAAGGAAAAACAACAUUUAUUGAAGUUGCUAAAGCAGUUAGAACACCAGCAAGAGAAAUACUUAAAAUAGCAAGAGAAAUUAAAGAUAAAGAUGAAGAGAUGAAAGAAGUUGAUUUAACAAUGGAUAGUAGUUAUUGUAUUUAUUAUAUUGUUAAUGAAGUAACACCAAUAAACGUUAACAAAAAAGAAAAAGAAGAAAUAAUAGAUAUAAUGAAUAUAUGUCAAGGACUUAUUGAAGAAAGUGAAAGUCAAGCAGGAAGAAAAGUAAUGUCAGUAGUAGGAGGGAUAUAUGCUAUUGUAUGUGAAAGUUAUCAUAUUAGAAUAGAUAGACAACGAUUAGCAAAUAAAUGUCAAGUUAAAAAUAGUACUAUUGAACAAAGAAUAAGAGAAAUAACAGAGCAAUUAGUUAAAAUUGCUCAUAAAAUGAGUGGAAGCGAAAACAUUGGAAUAACUAAUUUACCUAGAUAUUUACCUUAUAUUAUUGAAACAUGUAUUCCGUUUCUUGAAAGUAUUACUUGUUUCCCGUUAAUGGAACAUCCUAAACAAACAAAAAUGAGAGAACUUGCAAAAAAACGAACCGAACAAAUUGAACAAAUUAAUAAAAUACUUCAAAAAUAUCGAACAAUUCCUCAUGAAAUUGAACAAAACUUUACUCCUGACCAAAUGAUUAUAUCUAGAAUGAUUAAACAAGGUAUGAGCAAAAAUAUAAUUAUUUCAUGUAAAAGUAUUAAUGAUUUAAGAAGAGAAUUAAAUACAUUUGAGAGAAGAACUCUUGAAAAAGGAAGAAUCCAAAAUGAAUUAAAAAAAUUAAAUGAAGAAAUUGUCACUGAAGACGACGACUGUAUUAAUUCAUUUCAUUCUGAUGAACAAACUACUGAAGAAAAAAAACCAAAAUUCUUUUCUUAA